AUGGCUACUACUUAUCAUCCGCAAACCAAUAGACAAGUUAAGAACAUUCUUGAGAAUUUUGUAAACCCUUCGAGGAAAGAUUGGUAUUCCCAACUAGAUGACGCUUUAUGGGCAUUGCGGAUAGCAUACAAAACUCGUUUAGGGAUGUUGCUAUAUCAAUUAGUUUAUAGGAAAGCAUGUCACUUGCCAGUUGAACUGGAACACAAAGCAAUGUGGGCAAUUAAGCAAGUGAAUAGGGAUUAUGAAGUGGUUGGAAAGAAAAGAUUGUUAGAUAUCACUAAACUAGAGGAAAUUAGGAGAAAUGCUUAUGAAAAUGUUGCAAUUUACAAGGAAAAGACCAAACGAUGGCAUGACAAGAUUAUUUUACGGCAAUAA
Gossypium arboreum is the source of this 375-nucleotide messenger RNA. RefSeq lists its product as uncharacterized. Gene Ontology annotation, molecular function: nucleic acid binding. The transcript has a single exon. Lineage: Eukaryota; Viridiplantae; Streptophyta; Magnoliopsida; Malvales; Malvaceae. Bases 1 to 375 code for a protein of 124 amino acids. The record is from RefSeq and is a predicted model, not a curated record.